AUGUCUACAUUGACUAUCACCGGCUUUGAAAGUCGUCAAAUCACUGGCCAAACCCUUCUAGUAGAGAACCCAUCAACAGGAGAUCAGCUUGGAACUAUCUCUGCUGCGGGAUCAGAGGAUAUCGAUAAAGCUGUUGCAUGCGCUAAGGCCAGUUUCAGCACAUGGAGGGCAGUUCCUGGGCAUGUCAAGGCCCAACUCCUCCUGAAUCUUGCAGACUUGAUUCAGCGCGAUGCCCAAGAUCUAGCAUCGCUGGAGGCAGUGGACGCAGGUGUUCUGUAUACUGAUUCGAUCGGAAUGAACAUUCCUCAGGCGGUCGGCUGUCUUCGAUACUACGCGGGUUGGGCCGACAAAAUUGAUGGGAAAACACUCGAACUGGAUGGGGGCAUUGCUUACACUCAUCGUGAGCCGUUGGGUGUCUGCGGGGCUAUUGUGCCUUGGAAUGCUCCACUGAUGAUCACCAUCUGGAAGUUGGCUCCUGCCUUGGUGACUGGGAAUGUUUUAAUCAUCAAAUCUUCCGAGCUGUCCCCUCUGUACGCUUUAAAGCUUGCACAACUAGUAAAGGAAGCUGGUAUUCCUCCCGGUGUCGUGAGCAUUGUUACCGGGGAAGGUGCCAGCGCAGGCCAGGCUCUAUCGGAACAUAUGGAGGUACGCAAGAUCGCCUUUACCGGUAGCACUGUCGCAGGACGCAAGAUCAUGCAAGCAGCAUCCAGAACAAACUUGAAGAAGGUCAGUCUGGAACUUGGUGGCAAGGGACCAUCAAUUGUAUUUGAUGACUGUGAUCUGGAGAAUGCGCUGCUCUGGACGCGCAUUGGAAUCACCGCAAACAACGGGCAGAUCUGUGCGGCCGGCUCACGCAUCUAUGUGCAGGCCUCAAUCUAUGACCGGUUCAUCGAAGCCUACAAGAAAGCUGCUGCCGAUGCCCCUACCGUUGCUGGGAAUCCCUUGGAUGCUUCAACUACAAAGGGGCCUGUUGUCAGCAAUGUCCAGCAUCAAAAGAUCCUUGACUUCAUUCGUCAAGGCAAAGAGUCAGGGGCCAGACUACUGUUCGGCGGCGACCGAAUUGGCAACAAGGGAUAUUUCGUUGAGAACACCGCAUUUGCAGACGUUGGUGACAAUGCUACAAUCAUGCGUGAAGAGAUUUUCGGCCCUGUUGCGAGCAUUGCCAAAUUUGAUACUGAAGACGAAGUCAUCUACAAGGCCAAUGACUCCCAUCACGGACUCAGUGCUGCGAUCUUCACCAACGAUAUUAGCCGUGCGCAUCGCGUGACAAGGGCUCUCGAAUCAGGACAGGUUACUGUCAAUGCGUGGGCAAUGUUGAGCCCGAAUGUCCCCUUCGGUGGCGUCAAGGAAAGUGGAUUUGGUCGAGAUAUGGGCGAAGAGGCCUUGGAGAGUUGGACUACGGUCAAAGCUGUCAAAUACCACAUUCUUCCAAAGCUUUGA
Molecule: messenger RNA, 1440 nt
Organism: Penicillium arizonense
Lineage: Eukaryota; Fungi; Ascomycota; Eurotiomycetes; Eurotiales; Aspergillaceae
Product: putative aldehyde dehydrogenase
Exons: 4
Coding region: 1-1440 (479 amino acids)
Molecular function (GO): aldehyde dehydrogenase (NAD+) activity
Source: RefSeq, a predicted model, not a curated record